CUUUAAACCAUGACAUUGACAAAGUGUAACAGGGUGUGUGGAGUGGAGUGCGUUGUUCGCGAGCUUUGCAGUUUAUCGUCGAUUUUAAGGUACCUUCAGAAAAAAUAUGACACAGUCGCAGAUAUGUAAAUUCUACGAUGGUCAGCACGUCUUCAUAACUGGAGGUAAUGGAUUCAUAGGCAAAAUUCUUGUAGAAAAACUUCUCAGGAGUACGAACGUGGCAAUUAUUUAUCUUCUAAUGCGAACAAAAAAAGGAAAAGAUGUGUAUACACGACUCGAAGAGUUGUUGAAAAAUGAGAUUUUUAAUGAAUUAAAGGAGCAAGAUGCUGAUUUUAAACGCCGCAUACAAGUAAUAGUUGGCGAUAACACCUUGCCAAAUUUGGGGAUAUCAAUUAGUGAUUAUCAAACCCUUAUAUCUAAAGUGAACAUCGUUUUUCACGUCGCCGCAACUGUUCGAUUUCAAGAAGAGAUCAAAUUUGCGUAUGACACGAACGUAGGUAUGACUAUGGCAGUUAUAGAUUUAUGCAAACAGAUGAAGAACAUAAAGUCGUUCAUGUAUGUGUCAACAGCAUAUUCUAACUGUUAUCUUCAGAACAUCGAUGAAGUAUUUUACGAUAAUUUAGGUUUCGACUAUAAGGAAGUAAGAAGUAUACUAAAUGAACCAGACGGACCAGAAAAACUAACUAGAAAAAUUUUGCAGAAGUGGCCAAAUACUUACAGUUUCACUAAAGCUCUUGCGGAACUCGUGAUUAAAGACUUCGCCAAUAAUUUGCCUACGGGAAUAUUUCGACCCUCUAUAGUCAUUUCCACGUAUAAGGAACCUUUGGAAGGGUGGACUGACAGCCUUGGAGGACCCAACAUUCUCGUGGCCACCAUAGCUUCGGGCUUUUUACGAUUUUUUUGUUGCGACGUUAGGUUUGUGGUUGAUUUAGUACCAGUGGAUAUGUCGGUGGCAGCACUAUUAGCAAGUGCUUGGGAUGUACAUCAGAAUUACAAGCAAGGACAGAAUAACAUCCCCAUCUACAAUUACGUCUCGUCUGUGGACAAUCCAAUCACUUACGAUGAAUUUAUCAAGCUAAACGUUAUGGUUCAUACUGAACGUUAUCCUUUUAACAAUUGUUUAUGGACGCCUAGAGCGACAGUACUGAGGAGAUCCACAAUUGUGAAUUUUUUGUUAAAUACGACAUACCACUACCUUCCAGCAUUGUUGGUAGACGCAGUUUCAGUACUUUGUUUUAAAAAGCCGCGUAUGAUAUCGAAAUACAGAAAAUUUAAUACUUCGCGUUACCAGAUGGAAUACUUUAUGGCUCACGAGUGGACGUUCACUAAUACGAACGUAAAAACAAUAUGGAAUAAAAUGAAUGAAGCGGACAAAGCUAUAUUUCCCUUUGAUUUAAAACCAUUUAAUUGGAUACUAUAUUUUAGGAAUUACUUUAAAGGGAUCAGAUCAUAUUUGGCGAAAGAGCCUUGGCAGAAUCUUGUUAGUGCUAGAAUUAAAGCAAAAAGAUUAAAAAUUGCCCAUCAGUUGCUUCUCUUUAUAAUUUAUUUUAUUGGGAUGACUAUUUUUUAUAAAAUAUUGCAGAAAACGAUCCCCCUUAGGUACCUGCGAUUUAAUAUGUUAAGGAAAAACCGAAUUUGAAUACCUCUCUGUUUACCUGGGAAUCAAUAAAAUUUACACAAUUUACAAAUGUGCCAGAAAAUAGUUCUAUGUGUUCAAAU
This is a messenger RNA of Zophobas morio, 1719 nucleotides long. RefSeq names its product fatty acyl-CoA reductase wat-like. Gene Ontology annotation, cellular component: peroxisome. Gene Ontology annotation, molecular function: alcohol-forming very long-chain fatty acyl-CoA reductase (NADP+) activity. The record is from RefSeq and is a predicted model, not a curated record. Bases 107 to 1639 code for a protein of 510 amino acids. Gene Ontology annotation, biological process: long-chain fatty-acyl-CoA metabolic process. Lineage: Eukaryota; Metazoa; Arthropoda; Insecta; Coleoptera; Tenebrionidae. The transcript is spliced from 8 exons.